AGUCCAGAUGCUGAGAGCGUUGGUGGAGCAGCGACUAACUGCGGCUGCUGAAGAGAUAUUUGGGCUGUUUGAAAGAACGAUAGCAGAGUACGAGGAGGAACUUUGUCGUUCAAAAGAGGAGAACGAGCGACAACGGGAGCUACUGGACGCUGUUUACAACCCUCAGCUUCGGCUACACAGAGCAGAUGUUGAGCAGCUGUCGGGGGUUAAAGAAGAGGUUCCCCCUGAGCAGCAGGAGUAUAGCUCCAGUGUGGACCAGCAGGAGCCAGAGCCCCCCCCACACAUUAAAGAGGAACAGGAGGAACUGUGGAGCAGUCAGGAGGGAGAGCAGCUUCAAGGGCUGGAGGAGGCUGAUAUCACCAAGUUCCCAUUCACUCCUGUCCCUGUGAAGAGUGAAGAUGAUGAAGAGGAAGCUCAGUCCUCACAGCUUCAUCAAAGACAAACUCAACACAUGGUAACAGAAGCUGAUGGAGAGGACUGUGGAGGACCAGAACCAGCCAGGAACUCACAUCCAGAUCCACUUUUACAACCAGAGACUGAAGACCAGACUGGAGACUCUUCUGAACCUGAGACUGAUGACAGUGCUGAUUGGAAGGAGACCAGAGAACCUCAGUCAGCUUUAAACUCUCUGAAACAUGAUUCAAGAUAUUUACUAAAACACAUGAGAACUCAUACAGGAGAAAAACCUUUCAGCUGCUCAAUCUGUAAGAAAUCUUUUACAGAGAGAGGAAGUUUACGGUCACACAUGGUAGUCCACACAGGAGAAAAACUUUUCAGCUGCCCAGUCUGUAAGAAAUCUUUUACAGAGAGAGGAAGUUUACGGUCACACAUGGUAGUCCACACAGGAGAAAAACCUUUCAGCUGCUCAGUUUGUAAUAAAUCUUUUACACAGAGAGGAAGUUUACAGUCACACAUGGUAGUCCACACAGAUGUGCAACAGUGGUUGGUGAUUAAAGAAGAGGUUCCCCCUGAGCAGCAGGAGUGUAGCUCCAGUGUGGACCAGGAGGAGCCAGAGCCCCCCCCACACAUUAAAGAGGAACAGGAGGAACUGUGGAGCAGUCAGGAGGGAGAGCAGCUUCAAGGGCUGGAGGAGGCUGAUAUCACCAAGUUCCCAUUCACUCCCGACCCUGUGAAGAGUGAAGAUGAUGAAGAGGAAGCUCAGUCCUCACAGCUUCAUCAAAGACAAACUCAACACAUGGAAACAGAAGCUGAUGGAGAGGACACAGUACACAGUAGACAUCUAAUGAGACACAUUAAAACUCAUACAGGAGAGAAGCCUUUCAGCUGCUCUGAGUGUGGGAGAAGAUUUGGCCGCAGUACACAUCUAAGGAGACACAUUAAAAGUCAUACAGGAGAAAAACCUUUCAGCUGCUCAGUUUGUAAUAAAUCUUUUACACAGAGUGAACAUUUACGGUCACACAUGAGAACUCACACAGGAGAAAAACCUUUUAGCUGCUCAGUCUGUAAGAAAUCUUUUACACAGAGUGGAGAUUUACAGUCACACAUGAGAAUCCACACAGGAGAGAAGCCUUUCAGCUGCUCUGAGUGUGGUAGAGCUUUCACUGAACGUGGACAUCUGAAGACCCACAUGAUUACUCAUUCUGGAGAAAAACCUUUCAGCUGCUCAGUCUGUAAGAAAUAUUUUACACACAGUGGAGCUUUAAAGAUGCACAUGAGAACUCACACAGGAGAAAAACCUUUCAGCUGCUCAGUCUGUAAGAAAUCUUUUACACAGAGUGGAAAUUUACAAAAACACAUGAGAAUCCAC
Sander lucioperca (pikeperch) is the source of this 1768-nucleotide messenger RNA. Its product is annotated as gastrula zinc finger protein XlCGF57.1-like. The annotation marks the transcript as partial. The record is from RefSeq and is a predicted model, not a curated record. Gene Ontology annotation, molecular function: RNA polymerase II cis-regulatory region sequence-specific DNA binding; DNA-binding transcription factor activity. The transcript is spliced from 4 exons. Gene Ontology annotation, biological process: regulation of transcription by RNA polymerase II. NCBI's taxonomy places the organism in Eukaryota, Metazoa, Chordata, Actinopteri, Perciformes, Percidae.